ACAAUUUUACACCUUCUGUCUCUGCGUGUUAGCAGCAAGAAAAUUUUUUUGCAGAUUAAGCUAUUUUAGCUCGACGUAGGUUUGCGUUCAUUUGGCCUACACAGCAGAUAGAAAAGCAUGGAGACGGCCAAUAGAAAAUCCUUAGGGUUGGCCGAUGCGAAAGAGAUGCUCGGCGCCUGUACCCAUGCAGCAGCCGUGACGCGAGACUACAUUGUGCAACCUCGUUUGGACUAUCGGACCGUUACAGGGGUCAAUGGGCCGUUGGUUAUUUUGGAAAACGUGAAGCGCCCAAAAUAUUCAGAGAUCGUCAAUUUGAGACUGCAGGAUGGGACGUACAGACGGGGUCAAAUAUUGGAGGCAGAAGGGUCCAAGGCGGUUGUCCAGGUGUUCGAGGGAACGACCUCUAUUGACACGCACGCCACCCGCGUGGAAUGCACAGGAGACGUGCUUCGGCUGCCUGUGUCCGUGGAUAUGAUUGGCCGUGUAUUCAAUGGAAGUGGGAAGCCGAUAGACGGCGGAAGUCCGAUUUUGGCGGAGGAUUUUUUGGACAUUCAAGGACAGGCGAUCAAUCCGUCUUCACGCGUGUAUCCGCAAGAGAUGAUUGAGACGGGGAUUUCUGCCAUCGACGUGAUGAAUUCAAUUGCGAGGGGUCAGAAGAUUCCGAUUUUCUCGGCGUCUGGACUUCCGCAUAACGACGUUGCUGCACAGAUUUGUCGUCAGUCUGGAAUGGUGAGGUUAGAUGGUCACACGUCCGUAUUGGACGACCAUGAGGACAACCUUUCUAUUGUGUUUGCGGCCAUAGGUGCCAACAUGGACACGGCAAGGUUUUUCAAACAAGACUUCGAAGCGAACGGAUCGAUCGAGAGAGUUUCUCUGUUCAUCAACCGCGCGGAUGACCCGACUAUUGAACGCAUUGUCACGCCUCGCCUGGCGUUGACGGCUGCGGAAUAUCUCGCAUAUUCGUGCGAUAUGCACGUGUUGGUCAUCUUGACCGACAUGACUCAGUAUGCAGAGGCGCUCAGAGAAGUCUCCGCUGCUCGGCAAGAGGUCCCGGGUAGACGUGGGUUUCCGGGGUAUAUGUACACAGACUUGGCUAGCAUUUACGAGCGCGCAGGACGCGUUAUUGGCAGGAACGGAUCCAUCACCCAAAUUCCCGUUUUGACCAUGCCCAACGACGACAUCACCCAUCCCAUCCCUGAUUUGACCGGAUACAUCACCGAAGGACAGCUCUUUAUUGACCGCCAACUCCACAACAAGCGAAUCUACCCACCCAUCAACGUCCUCCCGUCUUUGUCGCGUCUUAUGAAGAGCGCCAUCGGUAAGGGAAUGACCAGGGACGACCACCCGGAGGUUUCCAACCAACUGUACGCCAAUUACGCUACGGGUAAAGACGUCGCUUCAAUGAAGGCCGUUGUCGGCGAAGAGGCCUUGACGGAUGAAGACCUUCUCUACUUGGAGUUUUCCGAAAAGUUCGAACAGACAUUUAUGUGCCAAGGACUUUAUGAAAAGAGGAGCGUGUUACAAUCGCUAGAUCUGGCUUGGUCUCUUCUUCGAAUCUUCCCCAGAGAGUUCCUCACUCGGAUAAGUCAGCCGACAAUCGACAAGUACUACGACAUCAGAAGAGAUUCCGAUAAAAGAAGUUAUUGACCUUAGGAGACGUCUGUUUAGAAAAUUUCUAUUUCCUCGUGGCUUCUCACACGCGUGCGUGGACGCACCUCGCAAAAUGAUGUUUUCCUAUAAAAGCUGCAUUUCGAAUGCCUCUAAAGCACUUCCUACUGCUCAAGAUUGCGCGCUUUUCUCAGCACUGGCGUGAAACAGGUGCAUCACCAUGGAGAAAAAAAAAGUCGUUCGAUUGCGCGCGUGCGAUUCUCUCAUUCCGUCAAAAUUAAGGGAUUUCUUUUUGCGAAAAAGCGCAUGGAAUACGAACGCAGCUUCUGAAACACUCCCCACAGGAGCUUGAGUGCCACCAAAAAAUUUUUCGAAAGACGUUCCUUUCCCUUUUUGCGGCGCGCGAAAAAACGGAAAGACGCGAAGCCCGAGGAGCAGAGGGCGCCACUCAAAGCUCCGCUGCGCGCGAACGAUCACUUUUCUCGAAAAAUUUUUGCCCGGGUGAAAAUCGCGGCGGCCGUGUGCAAGGAGAGGAACGAGCAAAAGGAGAACGGCCUGAAAAACGAGGCACGAAAUUUUAUUUUUCGCUAACCAGAUUUUAACGGUUACAUAAAAGAACGAGUUUGAAUG
Molecule: messenger RNA, 2238 nt
Organism: Schistocerca gregaria
Lineage: Eukaryota; Metazoa; Arthropoda; Insecta; Orthoptera; Acrididae
Exons: 4
Coding region: 118-1647 (509 amino acids)
Biological process (GO): ATP metabolic process; proton transmembrane transport
Cellular component (GO): proton-transporting V-type ATPase, V1 domain
Molecular function (GO): proton-transporting ATPase activity, rotational mechanism; ATP binding
Source: RefSeq, a predicted model, not a curated record